Lytechinus variegatus (green sea urchin) is the source of this 2886-nucleotide messenger RNA. Its product is annotated as proteoglycan 4-like. Lineage: Eukaryota; Metazoa; Echinodermata; Echinoidea; Temnopleuroida; Toxopneustidae. The record is from RefSeq and is a predicted model, not a curated record. The transcript is spliced from 3 exons. The annotation marks the transcript as partial.
AUUGCAGGUUCUGAAGCAAGUAGCACAUACCCUGCUGUAGACAUGACACCUUCCAUGUACACCCAUACUCCUGCAGGUACCCUUGAUUCAAAGAACAAACACCUGACAAGCCUUGAACUCCUGCACCAUGGAACUAGAGACACCAACACUGCCAAACAGAAGGUCAUUCAUGUGGUAGCACCAUUUGAACCAAGCAAGUCUAAGGAUAUGAAGAAUGCUGGUGUUAAAACAGAGCCAAAAUCAGAACCUGGUGAAGAUGUUGAGCAUGGUGAGCGGAUGAGGGAUAUUCAGUUACCUGAAGCUUUUCGGGAAACAAUCAAGAAUCCAGUUGCAAGAUCAGAUCCUGAAUUGAUGGAACAAGGGGUUGCUGUGGAUUCAAAGGCCUCAGAUCGCCAUCUUCCUCAAGAGCCUUUACCCUCAAAACACACUUUAAAACAAUCCAUGCAGUCCUUGAAAGUCAAGCAAAAUUCUUUAGUCAGCCAACAUGUUGUUGAGGUUGAAUCUGACUCAAAGCCAUGUCAUGCAAAUGGUAAUGGAGAAUAUAAGUCUGAACCAAGGAAGCAUAUAGUAACUCCUCCAAAGGAUUAUUUUUCACAUCAGCAGACAUUGAAAGAAUCCAAAGACUCAGCUGGAAGGUCAGAGUUGAGAAUCUCAGGGAAAACAGCAUCUGCUCCAGAUGUUAAGACAACUUGCGCAUCAGGGAGUACAGGAAAAGCAGAUCACCAAUUCAUGUACCUAAACCAACAAAAGAAGGAAGCAGUGACACACAAGAGUAAAUCACUCGGAAUCAACAUGAAAAGACUUCGCAAAUCACCUGUCAAGAAGCUUGUUGAGGAAAUUCCAGUCAGUUAUUCCAAAAGGAAAUAUAGACAGAGGAGAAAGAAAUCUGAUGCAUCUAGUAAUGAGAAGAAAAGUGAUAUUUCUUUGGCCAGCAAGGGUAUGUUGAUAUGUGAUGACAAGAAAUCAAUUCAUCCAAGAAAGGAUGUCACUCUGAUGGUUGACAAAGAUCAACAGAAAACGAUACCAAGGGAAUCAAAUAAUCUCCUGAAAGGGAAUCAUUCAACAUCAAGUACAGGUCAUAAACACUCAAAGCAUGAGGAUGGAACAAGCAUUUAUGAUUUUAUAAUCACACCUGAAAAGGAAAAGAAACAUAGUAGUAGGAAGAGGAGUCUUCAAAUGAGAGAUGAUAAUGUGGUCAAAAGAACUAGGACAAAACGUACAACAUCAGAAUUGAUUGAAAUGAAACUAAUGGAUGAUUCUCAAGGAAGUACAGCGAAAUGUAGUUUAGAAUCCUUGAAUUCAAACUCUCCUUGCUCCAGUAUGAAACAAUCAGAGGCUGGGUUAUCAUCAUCUGAAUCCUCAACAGAGCAAACAUCUUUACAAUCUAAGAUGCACUUUCUUUCAAGGUUACAGGUAGCGGGAGAUAACAAACCAAAGCUUACUCUGUCAUCUUCGUCAGGGACACCAACCUCUUCAUCAUCAACAAAGUCUUCAUUACAGAGUUUUAUGAGACGGUCUUUAGAAAGCAGCCCAUUACCAGAACAGCUUACUAAAACUGCAUUAACAUCAUCAGAGAGAAAGACUGAUGCUAAACUUGGACAUGAACAUUCGAUUGGAAGAAACAAACUAAUGCAAAGGGAUAUUCCUUUGCUUUCAUCACCAUCAUCAGCAACAUCGUCAUCACCAGAUUUAAUACUUUCAUCAUUAUACCCAUUAUCAUCAUCAAAUAGUCACCCUUCUCAGCUUGUAACCAAGCAAACUUCUCCAGCUUUACAAAUCAAGAAAUUAUUUGGGGGAUCAUCAUCCAGAGACUCGUCAACACCUCAAGAAUCAGUAACAGUAGCUCCAAGGCAACAAAGAAAAUAUUCUCCUCAGCAACGAGUAAAAGCAUCUUCUCGCCAACAUAGGAAUACAUCUUCCAAAGAAAAAAGGACAGUUUCCCGCAUGCAACAGAGGAAAUCAACCACUGUGAAAUGGAAGAGAGUAUUGCCCAAGCAAGAGAGAAAAGCAUCUCCCAAGCAAGAGAGAAAAGGAUCUCGCAAGCAAGAGAGGAAAGCAUCUCCCAAGGUACCAAAGAUAUCUCCCAUGAAACAGAGGAAAGUGUCUUCCAAUGUGCAGGGUCAGAUAACAGAAAUCAAAGCACCAGAGGCUGAAAGACAGGAUUCUCCGUCUGAUGAUGAUGAUGAGAUAUUACUUCUGUGAUACUACAAGGAGCUCUUCUCAAGAGGCAAGACUGUUUGAACUAAGACAAAUCAUCUUUACGUGUACACCUUUAUGACCUUAUCCAUUGCUUUCCCCUAAAUAGAGAAUCCUUUAAUACAAUAAAGAGAAAUUUGUGCAUACUGUAUCUACCUUCAUUUAUUCGAUAAGACCAAAUACUAGUUAGUAGUCCUGACACAACUUUUUUUAAAGAAGUGGAUUUAUAGAUUAGUCAUGAAUAAAAGCUCAGGGGCUGUAUCCUGACAAUUGUCUAAACAAGAAUAUAUUCUUGGAUCUUCAGAGUUACAAUGAAAUAGGUAUUCUGAAAAUUCAUCUUUACUCUUCUAUCUUUUCUUCUAGCUCUCUCUGAGCAUGUAUGUUUUCAGAGAUGAAAAUAUGCGUAAAGCUAUAAACAGCGUAUAUGAAGCCAAUUUACCAUGUAUUUUCACUCUGCUAAAUAUUCUUUUUUUGUGAGAUACUAGGUAUGUCAGCCUUACAUCAAUGGUUAGGAUUCAUGCUGAUUGUAUCAAGAUGUUAGAAAAUGGCAUCAUUUUCAAUGGUCUUCCCAAAAUAUUAGUAUUACCUAUUAAGGCCACCACACACCUUACGACUGUUCGUGAUCCGAUUUUGGAACAAAUCUCAUUUUGCUCAUUUUCUAUAAAUGUGAAUGGAACAUAUCAUUUUAUU